UAUCUACUAUUCUGAAAACAUUUUCAUCCUCCGAAAACCAACCCAUAAAAUAACUUCUUUUCAGAGAAACGACAUAAAAUUUUCCAGCGACAUUAAAGCAUUUCCGAGGAUUACCAAAUAAAUUUUUGUAACCUGCAACUCCUUGCAACUGAUUGUAUUAAGUUCGUUAUAAGAGCUUCUAUGCAUAUCACAAUUUCCAGAUUUAGAUGAUUAUUAACAUAUAUAUGUAACAGGACGCCAUGGAGUCUUACAAUAUUGAACUAUUGGCCCACAGUUCCAGGAGCUUUUGAAAAUCAUCAGCUGUACAACUGUUAGACGAAACGAUAAUUCCAUCAAUGUUCUUUAUGAUGCUCCUGUGAUUUUUUGGUGUCACGUUCGUUUUGUUUUACUUUUAUAAGAAGGCUUCAGCCGUUCAACACUUGUUAGAAAGGAUUGUAUGGUGGCCGGAAAAUUCAGCGAAUUGGUUUUUUAACACUUGUUAAUAACGAUGGCAUUGUAGUUGAUGAUUCGUUGAAUUGGUUUUCAAUCCAGUCGUCCUUCAACGAGAGAAGGUUUGCAAGUUAAAUUGAGUUUUUAACUGCUUCUGUUGGUGAAUCAUUCUGUCAUAAUUGAUAAAUUUAAUGCUUAGGCAUUCUGUAGUGCAUACUAACAUCUACUGACCUGAGCCUAUUGUGUUGCUGGGGGAGGUCCCAGGGGACGGGUGAAGUUAUAUAAAUCUUCUUCUUCUCCCGCCUGCCUUCGAUGCUGUGUAGAAUCAGUAGCAUUCUCAACUGCUGGUAUUUCGCUCAACGCUAUUCCAUCACUAUUCAGAGUGGCUCUACGAUGUGCUUCUGAUGGCUGGCUAACACCUGGUACCUUGGGGGUAUAAGGGGUUGAUACUUUAGCAUUGGGAUUAGGGUGAAAUUCACCUGUAGCAUCGUAAUAGCCCAUGUCCUGAUCAUUGGCUCUCUCGGUGUAAGUGGGCACAUAAGUUUGGGGAACAUAUGAAUCAUGAUUUCUUGUUGAUGGCUGGUUGUAUUGGGUUUGAGAUUGGACGUAUGACGGAGGUGUCAUCCACCUUGUACCAUAUAUAGGCUGGAGUCCACUGGAUGACCUUUUUUUAUUAACUCUAAUGGUCCCAACUACCACAAGGAGGAUAACCGCAAGAAAGAUCCCAAAAAAUGCCCAUCUCGCCCCAUUGCUGGAGUCAAAUCCAUAUCUCUUGGUCAAGGACACUGUCGGCAGCAUUGAAUUAGAAAUAAUAAGGACUGCCAUUACGUUAAAUGCUUUAGAACUUUUUGAUUUAUGAGGUGAUACAGUGAGACGGUGGUAAUUGUUAAUGCUGUACUAACAAGACUUUGACGGCUUUGACAAAAUAAACCAAGAAUGUGUUAUGAACUCUAUAUGUUCCAAUGUCCCAAAUAAACAGAAACAAUAAACUUGAUCUAACCUCCUUUAGCAAGAAGAUAAUAAUAAACUAGUUGACGAAACUUUAGCCCCCAGAAAAUUUCGAGCCUUUUUGAGGCUGGUGUUAAAAAUGCAGUGACCAAAGAAUAGUUUAUUCAAAUUACCUUGUUAUUUCUUUCCCGCAGUUGGUUGUUAAUUGACUAGAGACAGAUGAUUGCCAUAAUGUCCUUCUACCCAAAGAUAACCACUACCCCUGACAGCAUCUGGGAGCCUCAUUGUUAAAGAUAGGAGCUGCGCACAAUUUUUUUACUUAUAUAUAUCUCUAUCUACACCCGUCAAUUGCCUCCUGAUGGGUGUGAACGGAAUCGAAGCUGGUGCUUCUCUACAAGAUGAUGUAUCCAAACAGGCACAAGAGUUCGUUGAUGUGAAAUGUUUUGACUUACCUCUCGAGUUGUCUGUCCUACAAAAAUUGAAAUACAUCAAUGAACAAGUGCUUAAGUUGUUUCUCGCCUGCUCUCCAUUUCAAUUGACUCUCAGAGCUAAAACAGGUUCAAUCAGAUGUUUUCCUUCUGUUGGUCAUGAAGAUCGAAGCUUGAUGAAGUUUACCGCUAUAAUCACAUUGAUCAAGCAUCUCAUCCAAAAUUUAGAAUCAGGAAUCUAUACAACAAAACGACACCUAUAUUACCAAGAUGUUGAAUUGUUCCAGAAGGAUCAGUCUGAAUGUAAUCAACUACUUGAUUUAUUGGCACAUUCUCUCAAGGCAUCAAUCACUCAAUUGAACAUUUACCCUAAUCAAAAGGGCAUGAUGUUCGCUCUUGGUUUCGAUGAUGCCAUAUUAAUUCCUAUCAAAUAUCAACUGGUAAUAGAGAAAAUACAUCCUCACAUCCGGCUGGUGGUGAUAGUAGAAAAAGAUGCUAUCUUUCGAUCUUUAGUCAGCUGCAUCAAAACUCAGGGCCAAGAAAAACACAAAGGCAUCCUCUUUGUGACUGGAAAAGGCUUUCCAGAUCUAUUAACCAAAAGCUUUAUUUGGCACUUGGCAUGUAGCGGUUUACCUAUUUACGGAUUUAUGGAUUCAGAUAUUUAUGGUAUUUUGAUUUUCAAGUCCUAUAGGGAAUUCAAUAAGGGGGUAGCCACAGAAAGAUUUACAUUUCUUGGAUGUUUUAUCUUAGAAUAUCAACAUGGAUUUAUGGCCAUUAAUUCUCGCGAUGUCUCUUUGGGUGUAAGCACUUUAAAAAAGUUUGCAUCCGUUGAAGAUCAAGAGGCUCUCAAAUGGAAGCGUGAAAUUCAAAGAGGAUUAUACCUCCACAAAAAGGCUGAAAUGAAUGUAAUAUCUGAGAAAAUCCAAAGUGAUUACAGUACCCUACACUAUAUACUUGCCAAGAUCGAUCUGGAAAUUUUGCAGCUUCAGUGGCAGUAAAUCGCAAUUAUC
This is a messenger RNA of Yamadazyma tenuis ATCC 10573, 2815 nucleotides long. The record is from RefSeq and is a predicted model, not a curated record. Lineage: Eukaryota; Fungi; Ascomycota; Pichiomycetes; Serinales; Debaryomycetaceae.